Messenger RNA from Leptonychotes weddellii (Weddell seal), 3369 nucleotides. NCBI's taxonomy places the organism in Eukaryota, Metazoa, Chordata, Mammalia, Carnivora, Phocidae. The record is from RefSeq and is a predicted model, not a curated record.
CAUCGCGCUCCUCCCACCUUCCCGCGUCCCAGUGCGCCCAGGGGUCUCGCUCUGUAAGGACCCCGACCGGACAGUGGGACCGCUGGGAGUGAGGGAGCCAGCGACCUCAGCAGGUGCGGAGGCGCGGGACCAGAGGCCCUCCUCCUGGCUGCACAGGGAGAAAAGGGGCUAGCGUCUGUCCUCGUGGUGUCAGAGCCUCGUUCCUGUGACCUAUAGUGGUUUCGAAAGAAUCCCUCUCCUGCUUCAGGACGACGCGGGAGUCACUGUCAUAGCUGAAAAGGGUCUUCCAGUGGCCCCACUCCCUUCUGGAAGACCCGACAGCUGGCAACAGGCCUCAUGAUCUGGCUCCCGCCCUCCGUCUCCAGACUCCCGAGCCCACUCCCACAAGGCAGGGCAGGGCCCAGCCGCCUUUGCUUACCUGUGCCCUGGACCUGUGCCGUGACUCAGUAUGGAGGCUUCCUUAUCUGUACACCAGUCUCUCUAUAGCGCCCCAGCUGGGGUCUCCAGGGACUGGUUACCUGUUCUAGAAUGGUUCCCACUGCUGGCAGGGACUCAGCCCCUGAGACCAGUUGACCAGCCACUGAGAGCAGGAUCUGCCAGUUACUGGGGCCCAGCUUCCCAACCUGCCUCUCCCCAGCUCACCCCUGAGCCCCCAGUUCUGCCCAGGGGCUUGGGCCCCUCUGUCCCCAGCCCAUCCCAUACAGUGGGCUCAGUGGAGUGGACUUUUUGCUGCCCCCAGCCCCUUGCGCCUUGGACAGACACCCACAGGCACGUGCAUGGAGGGAGGGCUUGGAGCUAGUCUUCCCAUACCUGACCCUCUCCUGGCCACCUGCUCAUGGGGUCCGGCUGUGGUGCUGCCACACACUCCACUGGGCCACCCUGCGUAUCUCUUCCUUGGUGCGGCCACCUCCACCUCCUGAGUGUGCCUGAGGGAACUUGCCCAUGACUGCUCAGCUUGCCACAGAAGCCCAGGGACUGGUCAGGCAGCAUUUGGGCGCCAGGUCAUCAUGUAGUGAAAAGCUACCUUGGCAGCAGGAUCCACAGCUGGGGGAGGCUGUGAGUGGCCGAGGGACAAUCAGGAAGUUCAGACCCAUGAGCAGGGACCGGCAGGCAGACUGGGUAUGGAGAGCCAGCCGUGUGCUGCGACACGUGGCGUCCAUGGCCUGGGCUGAAGUCUGCUAUGAGUCUGGAAACCUUUUUCUGUGGGACCCACCACUGUGGCCUCCACCAGGUCCCUGUCUAGCUGGCUAGGAAGCCAGCAUUGGUUUUUGGUGCAGUGGUCUAAGGACACAGAGCAGGGGUCUCCUUCAGCCCCUAAAACUGCUUUGAUGAGUCUGAGAGUGGAUGGGUAUCACGAGUGGCCUCAAGAACUCCCUUGGACACUGAGGCAGCAUCCUGCUCACUCCCCUUCGGUCCAUGAGUUAUUAUGGAGCAAACAGGACUCUCACCAGGAAUUGUGAUCCCUGCUCUGGUCACCACAGCGAGCACUGACCAUCAGUCUUACCCCAUCCAAGUCCACCUGUGGCUCAGCUUCGCGCCCGUGGCCGACACGAUUGCCCACCACUUCUUCCUCUCCACCAAGCAGAUCAACUGGCUUUCGCUAAUCUACCUUGUGGUGUCCAUCCCGUCUGGUGUGGUGGCCAUCUGGGUUCUGGACUCCGUUGGGCUCCGCUGGGCAACCAUCGUGUGCGCAUGGCUGAACUUGGCUGGGAGUGUGUUUAGAACCCUGCCCUUCCUGUUCAUCGAGAUCCAGGACCCAUUUCCCUUCCUCAUGGGUGGGCAGAGCCUCUGUGCCCUGGCACAGACCCUGGUCAUCUUCUCUCCGGCCAAGCUGGCUGCCUUGUGGUUCCCAGAGCACCAGCGAGCCACAGCCAACAUGAUCGGCACCAUGUCAAACCCCUUGGGCAUCCUGGUGGCCAACCUGCUAUCGCCUGCCCUGGUGAAGAGGGAGGAGGAUAUCCCCAUGAUGCUGGGCAUCUAUAUCAUCCCUGCCGGCCUUGCCUGUCUCCUGGCCAUUGCCUGCCUCUGGGAGAGUGUACCUCCUAGCCCACCCUCUGCAGGGGCCGCCCACUCCACCUCAGAGAAGUUCCUGGAUGGGCUGAAGCUGCUCUUGCGGAACAGAGCCUAUAUCAUCCUCGCCGUGUGUUUCGGGGGCGGCAUCGGCAUCUUCUCCAGCUUCUCGGUCCUCCUGGAGCAGGUCCUUUGUGUGAAGGGCUACUCCAACGAAUUUGCAGGCCUUUGCGGGGCUCUCUUCAUUGGGUUUGGAGUCCUGGGGGCACUGGUUCUCAGCCUGUAUGUGGACCGGACCAAACACUUCACUGAAGCUGUCAAGAUUGGCUUCUGUCUGACCUCCAUGGUCUGCGUGGCCUUUGCCCUGGUGUCUCAGCUGCAGGGACAGACCUUCGCGCUGGCUGCCCUCUGCUCACUGAUGGGGUUCUUUGGCUUCUCGGUGGCGCCCAUUGCCAUGGAGCUCGCCGUUGAGUGCUCCUUCCCUGUGGGGGAGGGUGCAGCGGCAGGCCUGGUCAUCGUGCUGGGGCAGGCCGAGGGUGUGCUCGUCAUGGUCCUGCUGACUGGCCUGACCACACGUCGCGCGGAGCCGUCUGUCUCCACCUGCCAGGAUGGCCAGGGCCCACUGGACUGGAUGGCUGCUUCCUGGUGUUCUUCUUCCAUACCCGGUACCGGCGCCGACAGGCUGAGGCCAAUGAGAGCCACUCCAUCCAGGAGGACACGUCCCCAGAGGCUGCAGAUCACGCGCCCUGCCCGGCAGCCGCCCCCUGAGGCUCCACUCGGCCACACCCCCACGACCUCCAGCAUGGACUGUAGGAAGCUCAGGGGCAACUCAUUCCUAGAGCCCUUCUCCUGGCCCUACCUGCUUGUUCGGGGGAGCCCUGAGCCGCUGGAGCCCCCAGGACUUGCAGAGAGGUCACAGGGGUCCCUGCAGAGUUCUGGAAGCCAAAAGAGCAGUUGGUGCAUCAAGAAGUGGUCCUGGGGCCAUGAAGGGGAGGCCAGGAGGGGUAGGCUCUGGUCACAGGGUGACAGCAUCCCGCAGAUGCCAGAGGGCCUUGGAGUCCUCGGCACACCCAGAGCGCAGCAGGAUGGCCUAGGGGAGACCCCGUGGCUAUAGCAUGAACUGCUGGUGCUGUGUGGACAAGCAGCCACUGGCCAGGCAGGUGCCCCAGUGGCCAGGCCAGACCCAGGGUGGUGGCUGGUGCAGGAGCAGUGUGUGGGGGAUGGACCUGGCAUGAGGGACAAGGGCUGGUGGGGAGCUGGAUGGAUUGGGAGUCCUGAGGGCCCCCGGCAUGACUGAGUCUGGAAUGGACACUUGUGAGAAAUGCCUUCCUUGAGGAAUCCCAACCCAUAGCUUUUCUC